This is a messenger RNA of Penicilliopsis zonata CBS 506.65, 2188 nucleotides long. RefSeq lists its product as hypothetical. Gene Ontology annotation, biological process: N-glycan processing; carbohydrate metabolic process. NCBI's taxonomy places the organism in Eukaryota, Fungi, Ascomycota, Eurotiomycetes, Eurotiales, Aspergillaceae. Gene Ontology annotation, cellular component: endoplasmic reticulum; Golgi membrane. Gene Ontology annotation, molecular function: calcium ion binding; mannosyl-oligosaccharide 1,2-alpha-mannosidase activity. The record is from RefSeq and is a predicted model, not a curated record. The transcript is spliced from 4 exons. The coding region runs from base 27 to 1844 and encodes 605 amino acids.
UGAUCCUCUUCAUCAACCUCAACAUCAUGCCUUUUCUUCCGGUGAAGAGACAGAAGAUUGUGCUGGCCUGUCUGGCCUGCCUCUCUCUUUAUUUUCUCUACCACCCUCAUUUUCUCCCUUUUCCCUCUCUCUCUUCCCCAACGUCUUCAACGUCUUCAACGUCUUCCACAUCUUCCACAUCUUCAACGUCUUCCCUUAUUGAUCAAGACUAUUUCUGGCUCAAUGUCCCCCUCCGACACCCUGUUCAAUCCUUCCUCCCCCUGCCCAUCUCCCCGCCCCCCCCCAAGGCCACGAUCCAGCACAGAUUCCCACGCGAGACCGCCGAGGAAAAGGCCGUCCGCCUGCAGCGCCUGGACGCCGUCAAAGCCAACUUCACGCACGCCUGGCAGGGGUAUAGGGAGCAUGCCUGGUUGAGCGACGAGGUGCGGCCCUUGUCGGGGGGGAAGCUGGAUCCGUUUGGGGGGUGGGCAGCCACUCUGGUCGACACGUUAGACACCCUCUAUAUCAUGGGCAUGCACGAGGAGUUCGAAGAAGCCGUGCAGGCAGUGCAGACGAUCGACUUCUCCCACUGCGCCCUGGCGACCAUCAACGUCUUCGAGACCACCAUCCGCUACCUGGGCGGACUGCUGGGCGCAUACGACCUGAGCAAGGGGAAACACCCCUCGCUGCUCUCCAAGGCUGCCGAACUGGCCGAGAUGCUGUACCGCGCCUUCGACACCCCGAACCGCAUGCCCAUCACGCGCUGGGACUUGCACGCCGCCGCCCAGGGAGACGCCCAGGAGGCCGGCGAAUCCGUGCUCGUCGCCGAGAUCGGCUCGCUCACCCUCGAGUUCACCCGGCUGAGCCAGAUCACAGGCGAUCCGCGCUGGUUCGACGCCGUGCAGCGCAUCACCGACCGGCUCGAGGCCGACCAGGCGCAGACAAAUGUGCCGGGGCUGUGGCCGAUUGUCGUCAACGCGCGCACGCUGGACUUUCACAGCUUUCCCAUGUUUACCUUGGGGGGGAUGGCGGAUUCAUUAUACGAAUAUUUGCCCAAGCAACACCUCCUUUUGAACGGCCGCACACCCCAGUAUCAAAAACUAUACACCACCGCCCUCCCCAUGCUGGACGCCCAUCUGUUCUUCCGCCCCAUGACGCCCGACAACCGCGACAUCCUGCUCUCCGGCGACGUCUACGUCGGUGAGGCAUCGGCGAUCCCCCCGCCAGAACCCAAGGCGCAGCAUCUCACCUGUUUCGCGGGCGGGAUGGUUGCUCUCGGCUCGCGCGUGUUCGAUCGCCCUCAGGACCUGGCCGUUGCCCGGCGGCUCGUGGACGGCUGUCUGUGGGCAUACGAGCAAGCCCCGCUAGGCAUGAUGCCCGAGAUCAUGCACACGGUGCGCUGUGCUGAACGCGAGCACUGUCUCUGGGACGAAGCGGCGUGGCAUGCUGCGAUCCGCGAGGCGUUUGCCCAAGACGAGACCUAUGCCAACCUCCCUGUCGAGCAGAUCAUUCGUGACAAACACCUCGCGCGGGGGGUUUCCAAGAUCGACGAUCGCCGAUAUAUCUUGAGACCCGAAGCUGUCGAGUCCGUGUUCUUCAUGUACCGCAUCACCGGCGAACAGAAAUACAUGGAGGCCGCGUGGCGGAUGUUCACGACGAUCGUGGCCAGCACGACGACGGAGAUCGCCCAUGCCGCGCUGAGCGACUGUACGGGCAGCACGCCUGUCCAGGAAGACCGGAUGGAGUCCUUCUGGAUGGCGGAGACGCUGAAAUACUUCUAUCUGAUCUUUGCCGAGCCGGAGCUGGUGUCUUUGGACGAGUAUGUGUUUAAUACCGAGGCGCAUCCAUUUUUACUCUUGCCGUAAGCACAAUAUAGUGACUAUACUCAUCUAUUGACUACUUUAUAUAUAACUAUGUCUAUCCUAAAGUAAGAGUAUAGGUGGCGUCGGAGGAGCAGGAAUAGGUAUCGACAUCAUCGGACUGCUGGUACGCGUCUGCACAGUCGGCAUCGCCCGCGGCGCAGGAAGCCGUCGAGCAGGAGGAGUCGGAGAUGCUGACGCUGAAGCCGGAGGCGAUGAACGCCGAGUCGGCGUCGAGGUUGAUGCACGACAAGUCCCAGUACAGCGUGGACCCUUCCUCGGUGUAUUCGAACUGCAGCACGCUCUCCUCGCUGCUCGAGGUCGCCAUCUUGAUCGAGAUGCCGCCGCCG